Molecule: messenger RNA, 3068 nt
Organism: Cottoperca gobio
Lineage: Eukaryota; Metazoa; Chordata; Actinopteri; Perciformes; Bovichtidae
Exons: 4
Coding region: 300-2828 (842 amino acids)
Source: RefSeq, a predicted model, not a curated record
UCUGAUCUAUUGCCUUUCCUCAGGUGAGUUGAUGCUCCACAGUGGGAAACAAACCGUUUUCAUUGGCUCUAAAAGAAGGUCAUCAAACUGUGUCACCUGGAACCUAAAUCUAGCCAAUCAGUGCAGCACUUGACAAUGAGUCCUCACCUUGAUUUCAAAUUUCAAACAUACUUUGGAAGCUGAGUUUGUUCGUCAGUGGGAAUCUUCUUCUUUACACUUGUUAAUACACUGAAACCAUCUGCGAUCUUGCAACAAGUUUGCUGACAAAGAACGAGACAAUUCUCGCCUCUUUGUCAGAUAUGGAAGAAGCCACAUCUACCUACCAACAAUCUUACGGUCUGGGUCCUCGGGGUCCAAACCCACCAUAUGGCGUUCAGCAGACCCAGGGACCCCAUCAGCCGGCUCCAGGGCCUUCAGGAGCUCCACGUCCUGAGGAGCAGCACCACAAGCCUUUCUUCUACAUACAGCCCUCGCAGCCAUACAUGCCCAUGCAGAGUAUGCAGUGGCCUGUACCAGUGCCCAUGCCUGUGUCCUACAACCCAUACUACGGCUACCCUGGUUUAGGUUAUGGUAUGCCAGUGAUGCCCCAUUUUCAGCCAAAUCCGUACAUGGAGCCACCUGCCUUUAUUGUACCCCAUACCAACCUCCAUUUGAUGGACUACCGGCGCAUGCUCAACCCUCAGUAUUACCAGACCAUGGCCUACCACUCCCGUAGGUUCCACUACCAGCACAACGGCCACACCAGAGAAAUGACCAGCUCUGAGGUUCAAACUGAGCCACUGUCUGCAGUCCAGAGGACCGGCACAACAGGUUUCAGUAACGUUGAGGCCUCCAGUGGCCUCCCAGUCCGCAGCAGCGACGGCAGCCAGAGUGUCUCCGUCAAGCAGCCUCUUCCACCAGCCGUGGCUCUGCAGAAGGGGGAUUAUUCUCUGGAGCUAAAGGACAUGGCACCCUCUUCCGCCACAAGGACUCCACCAAAUAGCAGCUUUGUGAUUCAGACAGAGGAGGUGAGGAUUGAAUGCUGCACCACGCCGGUGGGAUUACAACUUCUGCACUCUCAUGACACUGCAGAAGUAUCGCACAACUUUUCCCAAGACAUGGGCCAGUGUAGCAGCUCCCUCCUCCAGGGCUGUGUGCUGCAGGACGAGGGACUGUGCCUUCCCGCAGACCAGUCAGAGCAGGCACUCCAAGUUUGUCCUGACAUCCUAUUAGUUGGGACACCCAACAGCGGUGAGAUGAUCCCUGCUCUGGAGGACUCCAGGAGCCAGACAGACCCUGUGACUGUCUCCUCUGACUUUGGUUCCCAAGUAGCGGCUCAUGGCGAUGUUCAAGAGACGAGUAGUGACAACGAUCAGAGUACGACGUCCAACAAUUUCCACUUCAAAGUCGUUCACCUGCCCUUCAACCCCAAGUACCUGGAUGAGCUUUGGAAGAUGAAAUCCACUGUCUGGUCAACGGAGGAAACUGUGAUUCCCUCACCUGACUCGCUCAUCCAAAAUGGCGACACAGAUUCUCAUGAUGAAACGCUGUCUGGUGAAGCUGAAGUGCCUUCAGUGGAUGUGCUGAUGGUGAAGGAGGCUCCUACAGAAGAGCUUGUCCCAGUGUUUGAGAUGCCUCUUCUGGCAGAGGAGGACAUGGUCCCCACUGCGGAGGAUCCCGGGGAUGAGAUGUGCCCGAUGAUCGAUGUUCAUAUUGCAGAGGAAUAUCCUAUCACCAAGUUGAACCACACAGCAAAGCCGGCUCUUGUACCUAACUUGCUGUUGAGUAAUUCCCCUCUUAAGGCAGAUGGAAACAAAUAUAGACGAGAAACGAAUGCCCAGGAUCACCAGGAUACUUCGUUCGAAUCGUUACCUGCCUACCUCCCCUCAACCAGCUGGCUGGCAGACUUUGAUAAUGUCGACCAUUGUAGUAUAAUUCCACCAACUCCCAAGAAGCAGAACAGAUGUCUGAGCAGCCGUGGGUUAGACGUGCCUACCAGAAGAAGAAAACUAGACUUGCACUACAAAGAACAGGCUACUGUUCGCAAGCCCAGAGAGCGGUACAAACCCAAAGGGAAGGUGGAUCGGAGAAGCCUCUCGGACCAUGAAUGCUGUCUUAACAGCAAUUUCAAUGACAAUGCAUUUACUUCUCAUGCGCCCAAGAGGGAGAGACUUUGCUCCAGAUGUGUGUCAAAGAGCAGGAUCUGCACGUCCGAUAGUCCAGCGCUCGAUGGUCACACCUUCAAAAGGAAAGCUGCUUUUUUCCAACAGUGGAACGACGUACUCCUUCCAACAUGUGAAGCCUGUAAACCUAAAGCCAACAACCGACUGAUGACAAAAGGUUCUGGUUUGGAUGUUUGUGGCCCUCGUCAUGGACACGACACUGAGGGGGAAUCUUCUGAGAACUGCUCAUGUCUCUUCGGCUCAAAAUGGAGGUCGGCUGAUCGUCCCAGGAAGCUCAACGAUCUCAAGAGGCCACUGGCCUCCAAGCAAAACGUGGAGAAAUGUCCUGCAGCGAUGAACCCAAAGCUGAGGGAAAAGAACUGUGUGUGCAAUGAGCCGCAGCUUCAGUCUGUUGCUUGGGAGAGGCUUCGCCACUGUCCCCACGGCAACGCCAUCCAUGAAAUGGAUGAGAACUGCGCCGUGCCGGUUUCCCUCCAGGACAAGUGGACGGUAAUGGAUCAGAUUUACCUGACACACAGGUUGCAAAAUGAGAAGUCAUGGAAAGCGGUGACGCCAUACCCCGACAGUGACUACUGCAGGAAUGACGCCAGAUCACCACAUUUUAACAAACACAAGAAGUCACAACCACAAUCACAAGGAACUUGUAGAAAAGACACGAGAUGCUGAUUUGCACAAGAGCACAAUUCAACAAAUUCUAAAACACACUUGUAAAUAAUAAUGAUCACUUAAUUUAAAUUAUUUUCACCUAAAGUUGAAUUGUAUAAUAAAUCACAAUGUUCACUAUUUAUUAACACUAAAAUAAACACAGUGUUAUGAUUCUACUUGUAGUUUCUUCUUUUUGAACCUGCAGUUUGUUUUGGAAAGUGAAAUAAAGGAUGUAGUAGUUUUAUUUGUCCACUAGGUGGA